GAUAAGAAAUACAUGCAGGCAGAUAGAGAGAGAGAGAGAGAGAGAGAGAGAGGGAAACUGGAACCGUAUUUAAAACACACCAAACAGAGAGAAGGAAGGAAGGAGUGUUCUAAAAGCAAAGCAGCUCUAACUUAAACCUUUCCCUCCCUGUCCCUUCUCUCCCUCUCCCUCGCCCUUUCAAAGCAAAAAAAGAAAAAAAAGAAAUCGAAAGAGAAAGAAGGGAGUUUGUGAGAGAUGAAGGGAAAAGGAGGACAUGUGGGAUCCAGAUUUCCUUUGAGCUCUUGGGAGGUUGCUGCUGCUUCCUCUGUUCUGUUGGGAUUCGCUCUGGGUCUUUUGGGGGUUUACCUAACCAUGCCUGAAUCUGAUUACAGUUUCCUCAAGCUCCCUCGCACCCUUGAAGAUCUUCAAAUCCUCAGGGAUCACCUUGAAACUUAUACAAGUGACUACACUGCACAAGUCCUGGUGGGAUACUGUGUGGUCUACAUUUUCAUGCAGACUUUUAUGAUCCCUGGCACUGUUUUUAUGUCAUUGCUUGCUGGGGCUCUUUUUGGAGUAUUUAAAGGUGUAGCUUUGGUGGUGUUCACUGCCACUGCUGGUGCUUCUUCUUGCUAUUUCCUGUCAAAAUUAAUCGGGCGCCCACUUGUCUUCGGUCUCUGGCCUGACAAGCUUAGUUUCUUCCAAGAGCAGGUGGCUAGAAGAAGAGGAGGAUUGUUGAACUACAUGCUUUUCUUAAGACUAACCCCAACUUUACCAAAUACAUUUAUUAAUGUUGCUUCACCAAUAGUUGAUGGUCCUUAUCACAUUUUCUUCCUGGCAACCUUGAUCGGACUUGUUCCUGCUGCUUAUGUCACUGUUAAGGCUGGAAUAGCUCUUGGAGAAUUGCAAUCUAUAGGCGAUCUUUAUGACUUCAACUCCAUUGCCACUCUAUUCCUCAUCGGGAUUGUUUCUAUUACCCCUACAUUAAUAAGCAAGAGUAAAUCAUAGUGUUUUUCUGGAAAUACUUGCUUGAUGUACAUGCGUCUUCAGCCACAUAGCAGCCAAUACGGUGCCACUUCGUUUCCGUACAUCAAAUAAAUGUAAGUCGCAGCUGUCCCUGUUUGUGGAUUUCACUGUCAAAGCUGCAGAUGCCAGAGAUGAUGAUCUCGGGAGGAUGCCUGGCGUGCACAAGCUCAUUCACCUCUCGGGGUUAUUUAUUUGUACUGGAGUUGUGGGAUGGGUGGUAACCUGUAUAUUUUGAAUGCCUAAAAAGAAAAAAAGAGUAAUCAAUCUCAAAGAUAUGAAAAUCCUUUCUUCUAGACACAUUAAAAGGUCUUAACCAGAGAUUUUCUCCUGCUGCAGCC
Messenger RNA from Populus euphratica (Euphrates poplar), 1340 nucleotides. RefSeq lists its product as uncharacterized. The record is from RefSeq and is a predicted model, not a curated record. Gene Ontology annotation, biological process: autophagosome assembly. The coding region runs from base 235 to 984 and encodes 249 amino acids. Lineage: Eukaryota; Viridiplantae; Streptophyta; Magnoliopsida; Malpighiales; Salicaceae. The transcript has 4 exons.